AUGCCGCGCGUGGUGUCUCGUUCGCCGCCAUCCCACCGUCGGCGGCGCUCCCCGUCGCCGCGGUACGGCAGCAGGCGGCGCUCCCCGUCGCCGCGGUAUGGCAGCAGGCGGAUCCGGCGAGAUCGCAGCCGCUCCCCUUACUCCUCCCGGAGAAAAAGUCCGUCUCCUUCUCCUAGAUGGGACAGGAGCCAGUCCCCGAUUCCUAGGAGGCGUAGAAGCCCUCCAUCACCGAGGAGACAUAGAAGACGGAAAAGUCGGAGCAGCUCAAGUUCUCUUGUAAAUAACUCCAGCCCAAGUCAUGGAUCUGAACAGAACAGUUUAAUAGAAAAACAAAGGAAGGAAGAAGAAAAGAAAAGUUUUCACCGCAGACGCCAAAAGGAAGCUGAACUUAAGUUGUUGGAAGAGGAGCUUGCUAGGAGAGUUGAAGAAGCUGUUAGGAAAAAUGUUGAGGAGCGUCUGAACUCUGAGGAAGUAAAAGAUGAAAUAAAACGCCGAGUUGAGGAAGGUAUCAAAAAGUUAUUUGAUGAGGUUGAUGCUCAGCUACAAAAAGAGAAGGCAGCAGCUCUCCAUGAAGCCAGGCAGAAAGUAGAGCAAGAAAGGAGGGAGAGGGAGGAGUUGGAUAGGAUGAUCGAGGAGAACCGGAGGAAAGUAGAGGAAUCUCAAAGGAGAGAAGCUCAGGAGCAGCAUCAGAAAGAGAUGGAGCGAUAUUUGGAGCUGGAACGGAUCCAAAAGCAGAGAGAAGAAGCCUUACGCAGAAAAAAGAUUGAAGAGGAGGAAGAAAGAGCUAAGCAGAUGAGAUAUUAG
Triticum turgidum subsp. durum (durum wheat) is the source of this 804-nucleotide messenger RNA. NCBI's taxonomy places the organism in Eukaryota, Viridiplantae, Streptophyta, Magnoliopsida, Poales, Poaceae. The record is from the annotation of a GenBank genome assembly.